GUAAACGAGAAGUCAUUGUUGCUGCAACUCUCGCGAUACUUCCGUCAGUGGUUCCUCGGAGCAGUAUGGCAGCCGUGGCGCUGAGGUCCUGCCGCAGAGGACUUUCACAGAUUUUAAGUAAUGGAGGGCUCACAGCUUUGUCUUCUCAGCGUCUGGAAGGAGCCAGGAGACACAAGUCCUCAGUCCAGUAUGCUUCACGACCAGACCUUCCCAAGCUGGCCUACAGGAGAGUGAAGGGGAAAAGCCCAGGUGUGCUCUUCCUACCUGGAUAUGGCUCCAACAUGAAUGGGCAGAAAGCUGAGGCACUGGAGGAGUUCUGUAAGUCACUAGGACACUCAUACCUUAGGUUUGACUACACAGGACAUGGGGCCUCAGAGGGGGUGCAAUCAGAAGGAACUAUUGGUACCUGGAAAAAAGACGUCCUUUACGUGUUGGAUGAGUUAGUAGAGGGGCCUCAGAUAAUGGUGGGUUCCAGUAUAGGCGGUUGGUUCAUGCUGCUGGCAGCCAUUGCAAGACCAGAGAAGACUGCAGCACUGGUUGGCAUCUCCACUGCCGCUGAUCACAUCGUCACAUUGUUCAACUCUCUUCCUCUGGAGACACGCAAGGAGUUUGAGGAGAAGGGGGAGUGGACAGUGCCCACCAAACACUCAGAGCAAGGCUUUUACAAGUUUAGCAUGGACUUUCUGAAAGAGGCAGAAAACCACUGUGUGCUCCAGAGUCCCAUCCCCAUCACCUGUCCCGUACGUCUCAUCCACGGGCUCAAAGACGAGGACGUCCCCUGGCACAUCUCCAUGCAGGUCGCAGAGCGCGUCCUCAGCCCUGAUGUGGAUGUCAUCCUUCGGCGACACGGCCAGCACCGCAUGUCUGAGCGUGACGACAUCAAGCUCAUGGUCUACACCAUCGAUGAUCUCAUAGACAAGCUGACCACUCUGGUCUGAGUAAGGGGACGGGGGAGUGAGCUUGAGAGGUUGCGGAAAUAAGGAGAGAAGGACUGUGUUUACCGGGAAGUCAACCCUCAAGAAAUUUACCAAACAACGGCAUGUUUGUCCGCCAAAUAUGACCUUUUACCCAUCUGUUAUCUCCCCCCCCCGUACUUCGUUUGUCAUUUCAACAUGCCGUUACAGUGCAAACUAUAAUGAACGGGAGCCUCCCUGCUAGCUGUUCCCUUAUUUCUUCAGGUUGCAUUUGUAUGUUCCAGAUUAUUAUAUGGAGUGUUAUGUUGACCUUUAUUAGGUCCGCUGUCGCCGUUCUUCCUGUUUGACUGUUUCUCCCUCUUUACUUAGACGCAUAGUUUUCCUGUGCCUUUUUUAAUCACUUUUCACCCGUUUUGGCCAAUAAAACCUCUGCACACUAGA
Messenger RNA from Sebastes umbrosus (honeycomb rockfish), 1355 nucleotides. It is a transcript of the gene abhd10b, whose product is annotated as abhydrolase domain containing 10, depalmitoylase b. Gene Ontology annotation, biological process: protein depalmitoylation. Gene Ontology annotation, molecular function: hydrolase activity, hydrolyzing O-glycosyl compounds; palmitoyl-(protein) hydrolase activity. Gene Ontology annotation, cellular component: mitochondrion. The record is from RefSeq and is a predicted model, not a curated record. NCBI's taxonomy places the organism in Eukaryota, Metazoa, Chordata, Actinopteri, Perciformes, Sebastidae. The transcript has 5 exons. The coding region runs from base 66 to 938 and encodes 290 amino acids.